CCUUUUUCACACACAUGAUUCGGUUCUGCUGGUUCUGUAGUUGAUCAGUUCAACUUCGUAUUUCUGUAAGCUGUGCUUCUUCGUCUUCAACAGAUUUCCUCAAAUGAAUCUUUUUGGCAAGUUCUUGUUGCUGUGCAGCAUAAGCGUCGCUUUUAUCGCGGUUCGAUGGAGCGCUCCGUCAUUUAAUGAAGAGUCCUUGAAAGGUGCCAGGGUGCUGGUGACCGGUGCCAGUACUGGCAUAGGUGAGCAGUUGGCGUAUCACUAUGCCCGUUUAGGAGCCCAACUGGUUAUCACAGCGAGGAGAGGAAAUGUCCUAGAACAGGUUGUGAGCAAGUGCUUGGAAAUGGGGGCUCAAAGGACAUUGUUCGUCCCUGCGGACAUGGCAAGACCGUCCGAUGCUGACCAUGUGGUGCAGUACGCCAUCGAACAGCUUGGGGGUCUGGAUUACCUGGUUCUGAACCACAUCGGGCCCAGUCCAUACGGAAUGUGGGAUGGAAAUGUGGAGCACACACGAUGGCUGCUAGAGGUGAAUUUUCUCAGUUAUGCAGAGAUGACGCAAAAAGCUUUGCCAGCCCUUGAAAAGAGUAAAGGGUCAAUAGUUGUUGUUUCCUCCCUGCUGGGAAAAAUAUGUGGGCCUUUUGCUUUGCCGUAUGCCGCAACUAAGUUUGCACUGAACGGUUUCUUUGGAGGCCUCCAGCAUGAGCUAGCAAUGCAAAAAAGCAAUGUGUCCAUAACCAUCUGCACACUGGGCCUGAUCGACACAGAUAGCACCAUGGAGAAAAUCAAAGAUUACAUCAACAUAACCGCCUACCCUGCACACGAAGCCGCCUGGCACAUUAUCAAAGCUGGAGCGUCUCGCCAGUCUGAGGCCUUUUACCCCUGGUACACAUUCUACGCCUGUCUCUUCAGGGAUUGGUUCCCAUACUUCAGGGAUCAAGCGAUUCAAAACUCCUACACAUAUGAUCCUCAAGUUAAUAAGGAUCUAGUUACUGGUAGCUGAAAGUUUCAUGGAUCUAUGUGUUGAGCAGAGCAUUAGCGGUUAAAGCAUGUGCUCUGACACACCAAACCCUGGUGCUCGGGGUGAGAGUUCUCACCAAAAAUAAAGCUUUAUAAUGAAACAGGUUAACAUUCAACCUGCUGAGAAACAUUUUAUGGAGCACUUUAUCAAUACCAUUUGCUGUUUAAAGAGUUUAAACACUUUGUAUUUUAUAUCUGUUCACAAACAACAAGCACGUUUUUUGGCAGAAACGGUUUGCAAAGGGUGUUAAAACCAUGGUUCAUGUUAUUAUUCAGUAUGUGAAACAGCAGAUGUCUGUGUAGACUAAACUACCUCUGUAAAGCACUGUGAACUUACCUCAUGUUUUCUUAUCAGUGACUAGCGCUAACGAUAUUUCUACACGACCUGUUGUCAGACUCACUCAACAAUAAAGAUGUUCAGAUAAAA
Carassius gibelio (silver crucian carp) is the source of this 1444-nucleotide messenger RNA. Its product is annotated as hydroxysteroid 11-beta-dehydrogenase 1-like protein. Bases 104 to 1000 code for a protein of 298 amino acids. NCBI's taxonomy places the organism in Eukaryota, Metazoa, Chordata, Actinopteri, Cypriniformes, Cyprinidae. The transcript is spliced from 6 exons. Gene Ontology annotation, molecular function: oxidoreductase activity. The record is from RefSeq and is a predicted model, not a curated record. Gene Ontology annotation, cellular component: intracellular membrane-bounded organelle.